AUGGCUUUGAAGGACAGUGCUGGUUAUGUUUGGAGAAAGGCUCUUGUGCUGCUUUGUUUACUGGAUUUGUGCUCCAGUCAGAUAUCGUAUACUGUUUUAGAAGAGGCCAAGAAGGGAACCUUUGUUGGAAAUAUCGUGAAGGAUCUAAAUCUCAGUGUGCAGGAACUGGAGACGCGCGGAUUUCAGCUUUUGACGGAAUCUAAAGUUAAAUAUUUCGAGGUAAAUCUGAAAACCGGGAUUUUAUUUCUUAAUAAUAAAAUAGACAGAGAGGAGCGUUGUGAAAGUAAUCAGAAAUGCGUAAUUUAUUUUGAAGCGAUGGUCAGUAACCCUCAAAAGUUCUACAGUGUAGAAAUCCAUAUACUUGACAUUAAUGACAACUCUCCGGUGUUUCCAGAUCAAAUUUUCCAUAUGGAUAUUAGCGAAAACGUUCUUCCUGGGGAUCGGUUUCCAGUAGUCAUGGCCCACGACGUGGAUAUCGGUAGUAAUUCAGUAAAGACAUAUAAACUCAGCCAAAAUAUAUUAUUUUCGUUGGACGUCCAAAAUGAUGUGGUUGAACUGGUUCUUCAGAAAUCUUUGGACAGAGAGAAAGAAUCAUUAAUAAAGCUUUUACUUACUGCUGUAGACGGAGGGACUCCUUCUAGGUCCGGUACAAUGCAGAUUGUUAUAAAUGUACUGGAUAUAAAUGAUAACAAUCCAGUUUUCAGUGAAUCUCUGUACAAAGCCAAGGUUCAAGAAAAUUCACCUUUAGGAAGUAAAAUCCUUACAGUUUUAGCAUCAGAUGCAGACGAGGGUGUUAACGGUGAAGUAUCCUACUCCAUUGUGAGUGAUUCUGGAAAAUCAGCGUUUGAUCUUUUCUCUGUAAAUGCUCUUACUGGAGAAAUCAUUGUUAAUGGUAACAUAGAUUAUGAGAAAAAUCAUGCAGUAGAGUUAAAAAUACAAGCCCAAGACAAGGGAUCUUCUCCAAGAAGGUCUAGGUGCAAAGUAUUGAUUGAAGUUAUGGAUGUGAAUGACAAUGCACCAGAUAUAUCAAUUUCUCGACUUAUGCAGACUGUAAGAGAGGACAUUAAACCUGGCACAGAUGUGGCAUUAAUUACAGUAUCAGAUAGAGAUGGUGGCGCAAAUGGCAAAAUAGAAUGUAAAAUUAUAGGUCCAAAUCAUUUUAAACUGCAGCCAUCAUAUAAAACCGCUUACUCUCUAAUUGUAAAUGAACCGCUGGAUAGAGAGCAGAUCUCCCACUAUAAUAUCACAGUAAUUGCUAAUGAUGAGGGGAGCCCCUCCCUCUCUAGUAGUAGCAUCAUAACUGUUCAUGUUUCUGAUGUAAAUGACAACGCACCUGUAUUUUCCUCACCUAUCGUUACGAUAAGUGUGAAAGAGAAUAGUCCAGUUGGAGUGCUGUUGGCAACAAUAACAGCAACCGAUCUAGACGUCGGUGAAAAUGCUAAUGUUUUGUAUUAUUUAAUUGAUGAAGAAAAUGGAAGAUUAACAAAACUGAUAAACAUCAACUCACGCACCGGUGAAAUGUUUAGCCUACAGUUAUUUGAUUUUGAGGAAACAAAACUAAUUCGUUUGAAAGUUCAAGCAACUGACUCUGGUGACCCUCCACUGAGUAGCAACGUGACUGUGAACGUUUUUGUCCUGGAUGAGAAUGACAACACGCCAGUUUUUCUUCCACCUUAUUCUGAACCCGAAUCUGUGAUCAAUGAGAACAUUCCUUAUUCGGCUGAAGCGGGGUAUUUUGUGAACAAAAUCAGGGCUGUAGAUUCUGACUCUGGUUAUAACGCCCUUCUAUCCUACCAUUUAACUGAACCAAAAGGAACUAAUCUUUUCAGGAUCGGAACCAGUACCGGAGAGUUAAGAACCAAAAGGCGAAUGAGUGACAAUGAUUUAAAAACUCACCCACUGAUAAUUACUGUCUCGGAUAAUGGGGAACCUUCUCUGUCAACGACUAUGAGUAUUGAGGUUGUGGUUGUGGAAAACAUGGACAACAUGCAACCUUCUCUAAGAAAAGUAGCAGUAAAGGCGGAAAGCUUUUCUAAUUUGAAUUUAUAUUUGCUCAUCGCUAUUGUCUCAAUAUCAGUGAUAUUUCUACUGAGCCUCAUCUGUUUAAUAGUAGCUAAAUGCUUCAGGGCAGACAGUAAUUUCUGCAGAUCCGGUGUUCCAGUGGUCACUACACACCCUGACGGGAGCUGGUCUUACUCUAAAUCCACUCAGCAGUAUGACGUGUGUUUUAGCUCAGACACACUGAAGAGUGAUGUAGUAGUUUUCCCGUCGCCGUUUCCACCUACAGACGCAGAACUGAUCAGCAUUAAUGGAGGAGACACUUUUAACAGAACACAAACUCUUCCGAGCACUGAGAAGGUAGGACUGUUUUUAAUUUAA
Messenger RNA from Trichomycterus rosablanca, 2379 nucleotides. Its product is annotated as protocadherin alpha-8-like. Gene Ontology annotation, molecular function: calcium ion binding. Gene Ontology annotation, biological process: homophilic cell-cell adhesion. NCBI's taxonomy places the organism in Eukaryota, Metazoa, Chordata, Actinopteri, Siluriformes, Trichomycteridae. The record is from RefSeq and is a predicted model, not a curated record. Gene Ontology annotation, cellular component: plasma membrane. The coding region runs from base 1 to 2379 and encodes 792 amino acids. The transcript has a single exon.